GGUGGUUAGUUACCGGCCCGGGUUUGAACCCCACACACGUUGGGAUCACUUACAAUUUUUAUUUUACGUAAUACAUCGUAAUAAUAUAACAGCUUGCGUAAUACUUAGAUCCUUCGAAUCGAAAUCGAAAUACGAAGAAUCCUUAGAUUGUGUUUGUGAAGUGAAAUAUGUGGUGGAUUAUUCAUUUCGCAAUAGUAUUGCAAUGUGCAUCAUCAGUCCGUAUAAUCAGCAUGCGAGUUCCAGAAGUGCUGCAAUAUGGAACUCGAGAGGCGGUAACACUGGACUGCGAUUACAUCACAAAAAACGUCACAGGGCUUGUCGUAAAAUGGUUUUUCUCUGACCGCUCGCAGCCCGUCUACCAGUGGAUACCACCGCAGAAACCUCAAGCUCUUGGUAUAUUGAAGAAUAAGUUGGACUUAAACUACAAGAUAUCGCACAAUCCAUACACGCAACACCGAGCUCUAAGGAUAGUUCAGCCGAGUACUGAGUUGACUGGGAACUAUACAUGUGUCGUCUCCACCUUCUUAGCUGAAGAUGAAAGGACCCGGCCUAUGACAAUAUUUGUGCCUGAAAAACGAUUCGACAUGAUCAUGGACAGACUCAGCGAUGGUUAUCUGAACAUAAUAUGCUCCGUUGAAGGUGUCUUCCCACAGCCAGAGCUCGUCAUUUUAGCGGGAAACAGGCCGUUAAAUGCGAAAUCAUCCUUAAAUAUGAUCGAUGGAAGAUACACCGCUUUAACAAGUGCAGUGGUCAAAAUCGACUACUUGCCACCCACAGUAGAGAUACUAUGCGACAUGCAAGUACCACUCGCUAACUAUUUCAGUAGAAAACGGGAUAUAUUUUAUAGAGAUCCACCACCCACUACUCUAGACCCACCAGGGACCUCCAACUCCCAGUUUGCAAAAGAUGACGGUCACUCAACGCAGUGCAGAUUGACCUUAAUUAUUGUAAUGCUAUUCAUGUACUUUAGUUUAUGGUACUCUUGACGUAUUUUUUAGAUGAUUUCUGUAUAUACUAAUGUAAAUAAUUUAGAAACGUAAAAAGUAAAGAAUAUGUGAUAAGAACCGCUCAGAACGAAUUUAAUAUGUUUAAUACGUUUAUAUUAAAAUUAAAAAAAAAUAGCUGUUUUAGAAACAACACACUACAAAUGCGAUAUUUCAUUAUUAUUAUUAAUUUUAAGUAAUAAAAAUAAAACAAAGAUAACGUUUAGUAAAAUGUCAAAUGUGCCUUAAAAAUCUACGGCUCGUAGCUAUUAAGUAUGGUAUAUUGAUUAUUGAUAUUGAGUUGAUUACUCUAUAUAUCUUUAUUCUUUAUACAGUUAAAGUAGCUUUGUAUGUGUUUUGAAAUGUUUAAUAAUGGUAUGCUUAUGUGUGGAUUAAAAAUGUACAGUUUUGACGUUUAGAGAAAAUUUCACAUAAUGUUUAAUCUAAUUUAACGUAUUGUAAAAAAAAAAUCUGAAAAAAAAAUUCUUUACGAUACAGUGCUCGCGAGAUUUCGCCUUGAGAUACGGCCUAUUUCUUUUCUUUGUUUUACCAAUGAAAUUUUCCAAGUUAAUUUUAAUUUUCUAACAAUCCUUUACAACGGAAUCCCGUUAAGUGCAAAACGUGUUUCAACUCGCAUAGCUAUUAUGCUUUCAUUACAAUAUUAUAAAGUUAAUUUAAAUUCUUAUAAACUUUGUUCGUGCCAGUUUUCUUCCAAGUUCGUUUAAUUAUGUAAAUUUUAAAUUGUGAGAGGAAAUGGUAGGGAUUUUACGGCUUUCUGAUAAAACGUUUUAACGGGAAACUUACGAAAAAAUGUUAAACUUUUAUUAAGGCGAAAUUCUUAUGUAUAAAUUAUAUCGACUCACUGCUGUAUAAGGAUUAGUAGGCGUUAGUGCUUUUUCUGGCACGAAACGGUUUAAUGGCUAAACUACUCCAGAAACUUACACUUUAAGUAUUAAUAUUUUAUUAAAAACUAACGUUUCUAGAGAUGUUAUGUCUAGAUAUUUGCACAAAAAUCCUUAUUUCUAGACAUCAUUUUUGUGCAAAUAUCUAUUAUUUUUAAUCUUCAAGAAUUAAAAGAUUUCCCGUACUCUCAAUCUUUUAGAAUUUUUAACUGUGUCAGAAUAGUGGAGGUAUAUUGUUAAUGAAUGUUAAAAAUAAUUAUAAACACGCAGGUAUACUACAUUUCUGUAUUUUGACUUUGGUAAAAUCAUCCACAGAAGAAAGAAUGUAAAGCCGGUAAAAUAAUAUUCUUAAAUGUGUAAGUUUUUGCACACUGUUGCUACCAUUAUUAUAUAUUCUAUUAAAUAAAACAUAAACAUUUAAAAACCGUAAAAUCUAUCUUAGUAACAUUAUCCAUGUUAUACACCAUACGCCUAUAAUGGUUCUAGAUUGUCUUGUUCUUUUAUAUUCGAAUUAACGCGAGAAAGAUAAGGACAAAAUAGUACCCUGAGGGUUAUAUCUUUUUAUAUAUUCAAAGAUAAUUUCCAAAGACAUUUUCUUCUAGUCGAAAAUAAAUGUAUUCUAAAUA
Molecule: messenger RNA, 2511 nt
Organism: Pieris napi
Lineage: Eukaryota; Metazoa; Arthropoda; Insecta; Lepidoptera; Pieridae
Exons: 7
Coding region: 168-986 (272 amino acids)
Source: RefSeq, a predicted model, not a curated record